Aspergillus pseudonomiae is the source of this 1839-nucleotide messenger RNA. Its product is annotated as Alpha/Beta hydrolase protein. The transcript has 5 exons. The record is from RefSeq and is a predicted model, not a curated record. Bases 1 to 1839 code for a protein of 612 amino acids. Lineage: Eukaryota; Fungi; Ascomycota; Eurotiomycetes; Eurotiales; Aspergillaceae.
AUGGUGUUCUCUGGCAAUCCAUCACAAAUCCCCCUUGUGCGGUUGCCCACGUCUUCCAUCCCCAGCCAUAUCCAAACAGUUGUCGGCAAGCGAUCGGCCAUCUCAGAUGCCCUCGAGGAGUUUCGUGGUAUACCAUAUGCUCAUGUGCCGGGAAGAUGGGAGCACUCACGCCUGAGAGAUCGUUUACCGCGGGAUAUGUUUGACGCUACGGAGAACGGAGGUAAGCCCAAUACGCGGACGUUUCAAUCAUACUUGCCGUACCCGGACGACCGGCAGGACGAGUUCGAGUGCUUGAACCUUUUCGUCGUGCGCCCAAGCAAGGAAGCACUAGCAAAGCACGAUAUCGAUGCGGAGACGACUCGGCUGCCUGUUCUUAUUUGGAUUCAUGGUGGUGGCUUCAUUGAUGGCGCAGGCACGGAUCCAGCGUCCGAUCCUUCCCGGCUCGUUCUUCGUUCCCUCUCCCACAAAACCCCUUUUAUCGCCGUAUUUAUUAACUACCGUCUGGGUAUAUUUGGCUUCGGCGCUUCAUCUGACAUGAUCGCGGCCCAAGGCAGCGACUCCCCUCUCAAGGGCGUGAACUUUGGUCUCUACGAUCAGAAACUCGCGAUCAUCUGGGUCAAGCGCAACAUUGCUGCGUUUGGAGGAGAUGAUGCCAAGAUUACAAUCAUGGGUCAAUCCGCCGGCGGAGUUUCAUGUCACCUUCACCUUCUCGAGGCAGAAUUAGGCACGAAGAGAUCGCUAUUCCGCAAGGCUGGUUUGAUGUCUGGACCGGUUGGGGGUCUCGAAUUGACAUCGAUGGGAAAGGCCGACCAGCGCUGGGCAGACCUCUGCCAACUGUGGUCAGUCCAAGCUGAGAACCCAGUCGAUCGAGUCAACAUGUUGAGAAGAAUUCCUACCAAGGAUCUGCUGAACAGCGUUGCAGACCUUCACUGGGUGCUUUUUACACUGACCAUCGACGAAUUGACCAUUCGAAAAAGCGACUUGGGCUGUGGCGUUUCCGUCCAUCUUGAGCAUGGCGGUUUGGGCGACGAGAGCACGCCGUCCGACGAAAAGGUCCAGGUCCUAAUGAGCGCGACAGCUGACGAGUUCAGAGGCUUUGCCCUGAUGGCCAACUGGGAUUACACUACAUUCCACUCUCUUUGUACCGCAAGUUAUCCCUCAGAAGCGGCGGCUCACGAGGUUCUUCAAGCAUACGGCAUUUCGCCUACCUCUUCGGAUGAAGAACUCUUUGAGGGAUUCUCCCAAUUCAUAUCAGAUGCCACGAUGAUGCAUAAGAUAUAUCGCGCAAACGAAUCCUUCAAGGCUCAUCGUGGGCAGCAAGCACUCCUCCGUGGUCAGGACGCCAAUCGUGUGGGAAUACAGUAUCACCAUUUCGAAUUCGGCAAUCCCUUCUCAGGGCCCAUGCAAGGAAUUGCGCAUCACGGCGUUGACAUGGUCUAUGCCUUUGGCAAUUUUCACGACGCGCUGAAGAAGGCUGACCAAGGGAUUCUGGAAGGUUAUGUUGAGCCCGACCAAGCUCAUGCAGAGGCUAGUGUUGGUGAACCCUCUAUGAACACCAAAACUACCGAUUACCGCAAGUCCAACGUUGAUCUCAGCCAUGAGUUACAAGAUAGGUUGAUCCAAUUCGUGGUUGAGGAUUGCGAGGAGACCGAACAGCGUGCAUAUGCUGAUGAUAUCGUGACGUUUUGUCACGACCGAUCGGUCCGUGUAGAGAGUUGGUCUAGUGACGAGAAAUGGAUAUCAAAGAGGAAGAAACUCGCGGCUUUAGAUAAAGAUCAUGAUUCUAUGAUCGCUGCCACGCGGAGACUUGUAGGGAGUGUUAUUGGUAUGGCCUUGUAG